AACCAGGAGACUCUUCUGCUGGAGGAAACGUGCAAGAAAACUCGGUCCGUCAGUUUGGUGAAGGUGCUGCGUCUUUGUGGAUGUCAUAACUUUCGAUCCGCCACCAAAACCUUCGCACCUUCGGUCUCAUGGUCCAGCUAACGUUUCCAAAUUCAAGACUCGAUCAAACUUGGUGCAGACCUGGAAAGUUUUUAAAUUUUACUCGAUAAAAAACAAAAAGAAAGUAGGCGCUGGAUAAAGUUGGGUCGUCAACUGUCAUCCAUAGUACAACAACCUGAACCAUUAGAUGUAUGUACUACGAGUUACGAAGAAAGUGAAUUUAUUUUGUCUGUUCUCGAAAACGCAGCACUGUGUAGUAGCAAGUGCUCAGAAGAUAGAAUAAUACACGGUAGAAGAGAAAGGAUCAUCUCCGUUGCCAUUUUUAUUUAACUCGACACCACUACCACCAUUAUUACACUGAUCACAAAACGGCCGGACCAAUAAAUCUGCCUUGUCUGCUGUCAUCACCAUACACAAGUAAGAACCAGGGUUGUCGGGUUAUUAUUUUAUACCAAACAAUUUGGUGCCCAUUUAUCAAAACACCUUCAACGCCUUGUUCUGUCCGACUCGUGGAAGAAUAUUUAAUUUAUAAUGCGUUCGCAUCUAUCUUCGUUCCGACAACGGCUUAACUUAUGCAACAUUUGGUGAAUGGGUAAAAAAUAAAUUGCAGCCAUUAUCACACGCUAAACGAAUAGUGGAUGUAUGAUCAAGCGGAUAAGAGGAGAGAGAUGGGCGAAGAAAGACAGUGCGUUUAGCUUCUCACUGUAAUGCCCACGUCGUCUGCUGAUUAGCAAUACGCGAAACACAACUUAUUUUCGUAUCUCUGAUCUCUUGCAGCUCGAAUAAGUGUCCCACAUAUGUGUUUCCGAAAAUAGAGCCAACCUUUCUUUCUGUGUACUUCUCAAUUUCUCGCACUCUUUCCACAAGAGGCAGCAGAUAAGAAAAGGGAAUAAACGAGUUGGAGUCAAGGCGAAAACGGUGUAUGUGACGACGACGCCACUGCUUGCUGCUGCUGUAGGCAUUACGUGCAUGUUGAGAUUCAGCACAAGACGAAGACCACGUUAUUAAUAAUAAUACGAACGUUCAUAAAAUAACUUCAUCAUACAUAGCACCACGACUCGUGUAUAAGAUUCGUUCUUCUGUUUACCACGUCUCGCACACUACUUUCUCAGUUUCCUUUCAAACCCAAAGUCGUAUCAAAUCCACCUCACGUUACAUGAUGCAGCAGUAGUGUGGAUGCAAAAGUUUCGACUUCUUGGCCAGCAGUCUUGUUCUUUCCUGCCUCGACUCUAUCGCUCCGAGAAGAACAUAGAAGAACGACUUGGUUUAUUAAAGAGAAUUAAACACCAAAGCAGCAGCGUCAAAUCCCAACCUUUGCUUCCUAUUCGUUCUUGGUUCCAGUUUACAAUAAUAAGAAGGACUUAUCGCACUGUUCCAUUCUCUACAACUCAGCCCUACCAGAAUUACUACAACUUUCACCGUCUUACUUGAGAUCAAAGUCUUACUCUUAAUAAAGAGAAGGAGAGAGAGAGAGAGAGAGGCAGUCGACAGUGAAGUGGACGUGGUUCAAAGACGGACGUCCGCUGUCACUCUGACCUGUCCACAAGAAGGGAUAAGAAAAGGGGGAUUCUCAGAAGGGAGACUCCCUUUAAGCCCGGAUUUAUUAUUCUCUUUUACAACCAAGAUUAAGAAAUUGAAUUAGAUACCCUUCGCAUGUCAUAGGAUUCAAUAGAGUGCAGCCUGUUACCGCGUUGAGAUUUCGACCAUAUACGUUCGUACAUAUGUAUGUGCAUACGUAUUGCGUAACAACAACAUAAAAGAGAAAGACCAACCUCUUGAACUCACAAUGACCAAAAAAAAGUUAUCGCGAAUAAGUGGCGUGUUUACGUGAAGUGCAAGAAGUAAGUGUCUUGCCUCAUCCGAUAUUCAAGAGGUGAUUACACCACACACAUAUACGACGACUUCCUUUAUUCACUCCAACAGAGACGCACACCUCUCUCGACUCUUGACUUUUGCUUAUUCCCAAAAGUGUAUCAACAUCAGAGUCAGAGUCAGCCCAAGACUACAACAAGAAUAAAAACAUGUAAUUUUAGUUGACUCGACCGUUUAAGUGACCGCAACUUCUUGACCACAGUUGCAUGAAACUAACUACAUAUACUCUAAAAAAUUUUAUGUACGUCAUCCUCCAACUGCUAAACUAAUUAUUAGUGAACGAUUAAUAGUGGUUACAUACUAUAUGUACAUUUAUCUACAAAUUUUUGAACUUUUAUAUAGGUCUUGCUAACAUUAGCUACAUAAUUAUGUAUGACUAGUGGGAUUUGAUUCCGUGACAAAUAAAAUAAUUUCAUCUUGCGGUUCAAAAUCAAGGACUACGCACGUCGAUCGUAUUUGCUUCUUAUGUGUAUCUGGUUAUCUGACCAGAACGUAAUUGGGUGUUAUAGGGCAUAAAUAAAUGAUGGUGCUGCUACUAUGAGCCUAAAAAGAACUAAAUACUGCUGUGAAAGCAUAAGAAAGUUGCACGGAAUAUUUUUUAUGUGGAAACGAGCUAAUUUCAACUUUGGGCGUUGUUGAAUUAGUUUGAGAGGAAGAAGGAUUACUGGCUGCGGAACAACAACAAAUGUUAACAAUGCCGAGAUGAGAGGAUGAACGUACUCGUCAUCGUCAGCAUUAGUGAAAGGUGUUUAUGCCCGCCACAUGCAACAUGAUUUCUGGAGGAGGAUAAAUAGCUUCCACCCUGGAUACACAUCCAUUUACAAGUACUUAGCUAAUAGCCUACUUAAAGAAAAUCAAUGUGCACCACUGCUGUACGAGCUGCUGUUCUUUUACUGAAACAGUGUUGUGACGACCAUAUCGUUCUUGAUCCAUUUCGUAAGUGAGUAGUAGCGGAAAGAUGACUUGUUAUCUUAGUCUGGCUCACUUCCACCACCAUCGCCCCUCAUCUCCUCACUAACUCUCGUCUCAUCAUCACAAGAAGAAAUGCCAAUUCGAAAGGGGCACGUCGUUCCUCCAACCACGCUCAUCGAAUCUAUAAUUCGCAAGUUUGACAGUCAGAACCGAAAUUAUGUGCUUGGAAACGCCCAAUCACCUGAAUGCGCGAUCAUAUAUUGCAGCGACCUUUUCUGCCGUCUCACGGGCUACACGAGGGCAGAGGUUAUGCAAAAAGGAGCCAUAUGCGCGUUUCUUCACGGACCACUCACCGCACAGUCGGCAAUCCUUCAAAUUCAAGACAGUCUCAUCAGCGAGGAGGAGCAGCACGUGGAAACCGUGUUUUACAAAAAAGAUGGAAGUCGCUUCUACUGCUCCAACUUGAUAGCUCCCGUGCGGGACGAGAACGGAGACAUCUGUCUCUACCUGCUAAAUUUUGAGAACCUCUCUUCCACGACGCCCGAGGAGGGAGCCAGCCCGACAGAGGUAGCUAACCACCUCCUCAGCCGAUUUGACAGGGCCAAGCAGACGGUGAGACGGUCCCUGCGACGGAAGCGACCUUCGUCACUCAAGUCGAGGCUGGCAGCCGCUCCUUCCCUUCCUCCCAUUCCUGCCUCCGAUGCGGUUGAACUUGUCUCAGAAACGCAGGACAGACCGCUCGAGCAACGACGACGACCUUCUUUUAAACAUUCCAAUUCAGAUCUCAGUCUCCGACCCACCACGCUUGACACUACUGGAAAUGGCAGACAAAAGCCUCACCUCCAGGGUGGUUUCAGAAGAAGAGACGAUAAACGUAAUCGUCAAGCCUUCCCUGGUUCCAGUGAACCUUCAACUGGAGGAGCAUACCCUGACAGUGGAGGAGGAGCGGGUCGUGGGUGGUCGGCCCCACCAGAGGACCAAGAGUGCACCCCAUCCACCGUCGCGUCUCAGUCCCAACUGCGGGCGACAUCUUCGCUGGAAGGCAUUGGUCCCGUGUCCACCAAAUUGGUUCAACCAAUGCCGUCAAGGUCCACCACAGUUACGAAUCUGUCGUCUAACUUUAUGGAAUGGAAAUCAAAUGGUUUGGUUAGACCGCAUACACUUGACGACAUUUACCAUACCCAAGCAAAACGGGCCUUGUCCAGCAAUAAAAAGGGACUUCCCAAUGUUUCCAAUUCAGACUCGGACUUGGCUCGUCAUCGCAUUUCGUUGCCAGACAAUCGGGAUCGUUGUCGAGAAAAGAAAUCACCGUCAUUGAGCAACCUGACUCAUCAGGAAGGCCUCUCCAAGUACAAAAUGUCAAUCCAGGAAAACGGGUCUGGAAAAUUAUUCCAAGUGAAAGUAGGAGAGAAAGUUGCUCAGGUGCUGUCCCUGGGGGCAGAUGUUUUGCCAGAAUAUCGACUCCAGUCGCCUCGCAUUCACAAGUGGACCAUUUUGCAUUAUUCGCCGUUUAAGGCGGUGUGGGACUGGCUGAUUCUUAUCCUAGUAAUGUACACGGCCAUUGUUACGCCUUACGUUGCAGCUUUCCUACUCAAUGAACCUGAUUUUGCUGAAAACAAACAAAAGCCCUACAGUGAGGAUCCGAUCGUCGUCGUCGACUUUAUCGUUGACAUCAUGUUUAUAGUGGACAUUCUGAUAAAUUUUCGGACAACGUAUGUGAACGCAAAUGAUGAAGUAGUGUCAAAUCCUGGCAGGAUCGCUGUCCACUACUUCCGUGGGUGGUUCAUCAUCGACUUGGUUGCAGCCAUACCGUUCGAUUUACUCCUUUACCUUUUCGGGACGAAUACGGAUGAAACUACGACACUAAUCGGACUGUUAAAAACUGCACGACUUCUUCGGCUUGUCCGGGUUGCGAGGAAGAUUGAUCGUUACAGCGAGUAUGGGGCUGCUGUGCUAUUGCUUUUAAUGGCGACAUUUGCUCUUAUUGCCCAUUGGCUGGCUUGUAUUUGGUAUGCAAUUGGCAAUGCGGAGAGGACAUUUAGCAAUCCAGGGAUUGGGUGGCUGGACCAUCUUGCAAACGACACGCAUCAAUUUUAUGGUUUUGAUGAAAACAAUAAAACAGUCGGUCCUACAUUAAAGUCGAGGUACGUUACUGCCUUAUACUUCACCUUCAGUAGUCUAACUUCUGUCGGUUUCGGCAACGUUUCUCCUAAUACGGAUGCCGAAAAAAUGUUCACGAUUGCCGUCAUGCUUGUUGGAUCCUUAAUGUACGCCAGCAUCUUUGGAAAUGUUUCCGCGAUAAUACAACGGCUAUACUCGGGGACUGCUCGAUACCACACACAAAUGCUUCGCGUCAGAGAAUUCAUUAGGUUUCAUCAAAUUCCAAAUCCAUUGCGGCAACGGCUCGAAGAGUACUUUCAGCACGCUUGGACAUACACCAACGGUAUCGACAUGAAUAGCGUCCUGAAAGGAUUUCCAGAAUGCCUUCAAGCUGACAUUUGCUUACAUUUAAAUCGAAACUUGCUCAACAGUUGUCCGGCUUUCAAAGAUGCUUCUCAGGGGUGUCUGCGCGCUUUGUCAAUGAAAUUCAAGACAACACACGCACCACCCGGAGAUACACUGGUCCAUCGAGGGGAUGUGCUUACUGCAUUAUACUUUAUUUCGAGAGGUUCUAUCGAAAUACUGAAAGGUCCCUUGGGAUCCCAACAAGAUAUUGUGAUGGCGAUACUCAGCAAAGACGACAUUUUUGGUGAGAAUCCAUGUAUUCAUCCCACGAUUGGAAAAUCGUCCUGUAAUGUCAGGGCUUUGACGUACUGUGAUCUUCACAAAAUUCUUCGCGAUGACUUACUGGAUGUACUUGAUAUGUACCCAGAAUUUGCAAACUCGUUCUCAACCAAUCUUGAAAUUACGUUUAAUUUGCGUGAUGAGGAACUUUCUGGCGUGGAUCCACGCAUUGCUCGACACAAAUCCUUUUAUGGUGCAUCAUGCUCUUCUGUUGAAGGGAGGGAAUCUGACGUUAGGAAAAAAGCGUACAAGCCUCCGAGAUUGCGAAGAAGGAAAAGAGAGAAGCCUACUGACUCAAUGGACGGAAGUACUGACGAAGAGGAACGUAUCGGGAUGGAGAGGACGCUCAUAGAUGCUUGUAGAAGGCUGACCAGUACUAAUUGUGUGGAAUUAGCUCCCGAUUUGGCGGAUAUUGAUAUGACUCCACUAUCUCGUGAUUUUGGUGAACAACAGGUCGAAACAAACGGGAACAACAAGUUGACAACGUCAGUACUAGUAGAACAAGUGAAGAAAGACAGUAGCAAAUCACAUCGCCGCUCAAUCACACAUUCCUACCCGGACGCGGACGUUUCAUUCGAUUCUGACGCUCCUAUUGACAUUCACUUGCAUAGACGGAUUGAUCAUCUAAGCAGAAAAAUGGAAGACAUUGAGCGAAAACUGGGUUCUGACAUUCAUACCAUUCUCAUUAUGAUGAAAAACUUGCAACCUUCAGCAAAGUUAGGUCCGGAACAGCACCCAAUGAGUGGGGUUGCCACCAAGCCAGCAAAGGUUUCCCACUACCAGCAACCAUCCACCACUUUAUUGCAACCUAUUAUUUCCCUUAAAGACGCACCCCCCACGGCCUCUACUAGUCAAUACAAACUAAGGAAAGCUGAGAACGUUGACGACUCUGAACAAAUAGCUCAUGAUGACGUUCCUCGGUCCACCUCACACUCUUCAAAACUCAACAAAAGUUGGACCGACAAUAGCAGAGAGGAUUCAAAAGGAAGUGAACCAGAUUCGUGGGAUAUUUCUGAAGCACCAAUUGCUAGAUUAGACGCAUCGCUAGAAGAUAUUGACCGACCACAGGACGACUUUUUCCGUGAAACAAAUAAUGACAAGCCUUUCGUUAAAAGCAACUCCAAAUCUUCGGAUGUAUAAAGCUGCUUGGCUUUGAAAUAACUGUUAAAAUAUUUCAUAUAUCUCAUACUGCUACUAUUACUAAUAAGGACUAGAACCUUCAUGACCACAAUAUUAUCUAUAUAGACAGCCCGUCAUGUGAGGGGAGAGACCAAAUUAUGAUGACGAAGGAUAACUUUUGCGAUCCAAAAAAACAACAAUUAUAUACAUAUAUUGCCCACUUUGUCAGCCUUACUUUCAUAUUGAAACUAUAUAUACCUAAAUAGGGUUUUAUAGGUACAGCAAUGUAUUGUACACAUACUCAAAUCCGCACUGACUUUUUUCCAAGAUAACAAAACGAUCAUUAAAUAUUCCAGCAACAGCGCAGACAUAAAUAAUAUAUAAUUGACCACUUGUUAUACCAAUGGCGUACUUACGUUCGUGGGACACACUAUAUACAUACAUGUAUUUGCUAAAAAUCUACACCCGGAAGACGCAAUCUGCCUCCAUUUCUACUUUAGUAUCUGAUUGUGAAAGUCACCGCAAACUAAUACAAAAUUGUUAUCAAGUACUCUGCAGAAGAGGAGAGACGAAUUUAUUUUGUGCUGCGCAGCAACAAGGCAAACCUCGGGUCCCAUUUUAUGCCUUUAAAAAAAUUCGAUAGAUUAAAAUGUAAGAGGUUAAAUACUGGAUGAACCAAUAAGCAAUUUUAAGCGUUUUAUUAUUACAAAUCAGUUCUUAUCAUAAGCCGUGAUCAAAAAACCCUUUAUGUAUUAUUAUGAAAACUACAAUGAGUGGAUUCGUUAUUGAAAUUAUUUUCUAGUAAUGUAAUUUAUUGCCGAAACGGAUUCGAAAGAAAAGACGGCGGCGUCAUCACCGCUGACUCAUGAAAGUCGGGUUGUAUGUAAAUUCUCCCGAAAUAUGUCUUGUAUUAAUAGGUCUGUGGUGGUGGGAGGUAUUCAGUAAGACAAUUGACUGUGAUUCACGUUUGUAAAUCAUUCCAUUUUAAUUAACUGCACUGUUAUACGCUUCACAACCAUAUAUGAAUGAACACGCAUAUGAUUAUGUACCAUAUUUAGUUUAGCCAAAACAAUUAUAGCGGGUUGAUCUGAUAUUCAACCAAAACUUCCCUUAAAUUAGUAUAUAUACAUCUCAUGAAAGAACCCUCCAGAUUCAUCCGAAUAAUAAAACGCUUAAAAUCAUAUACAAAAUUGA
Messenger RNA from Folsomia candida, 7980 nucleotides. Its product is annotated as potassium voltage-gated channel subfamily H member 6. The record is from RefSeq and is a predicted model, not a curated record. Bases 3016 to 6807 code for a protein of 1263 amino acids. Gene Ontology annotation, molecular function: inward rectifier potassium channel activity. Gene Ontology annotation, cellular component: membrane. NCBI's taxonomy places the organism in Eukaryota, Metazoa, Arthropoda, Collembola, Entomobryomorpha, Isotomidae. Gene Ontology annotation, biological process: membrane repolarization during action potential; potassium ion transmembrane transport. The transcript is spliced from 45 exons.